AACCUUAAUUCCUCCAAAUCCCAUGCCCAGUUUCUCCUCCCUCUAACCUCUGCCUCCGGCCAUGUCGGUUCCUCCUCUGCCACGGCCACCGCCUCCACUCCCACUGCUACUACAACUCUAAAUAUCUCCACCGCGGCCGUCGGCCAUGGGGGGAGAAAUUUCUAGGGCACCACGCCCUCGAAUCCCCUUCUCCUCCCUUUUCAUGUUGUCCCUGUUCUUGAUCUGCAUCACCUCUGCGAAAAAACCGCCCUUCGAUUCCUUCACCCCCGGCGACGUUUAUUUGAUCGACUGUGGCUCGCCGGAGCAUACCCGUCUCGACGACGGCCGCAUUUUCAAAUCCGAUCGCGAAUCCACCUCCCUCCUUUCCACAGAAGAAGAUGUUCAGAUCUCCGUCGAUUCCAUUCCCCCAAACGCCACCGUUUCGCCUCUGUUCUCUUGGUCCUUGCCCCUGUUCCGCUCCGCCAGAAUCUUCACCGGCGAUUCCAUCUACACUUUCUUCAUUUCUCAGACCGGCCGCCAUUGGAUCCGCCUCUACUUCUUCCCUCUCCCAAACCCAAAUUACAAUCUCUCCGAUUCCGUUUUCUCCGUCACCACAGACAAUUUCGUCCUCCUCCAUGAUUUCUCCAUCAAGGACAACUCCAAAUUGGUUUUCAGAGAGUAUCUAAUCAAUAUAACUACCGAUAGAUUCUCCCUUCAAUUCAAACCCAAGAAGAAUUCGUGUGCGUUCAUCAACGCCAUCGAAAUCGUCUCCGCCCCAGAUCCUCUGUUUUCCGAUACCGCCACCUCUGUUUCUCCGGUGGGAUUCUUUAACGGAUUGUCGAAUUACGCUUUCGAAAUUUGCUACCGCGUUAACGUGGGAGGGCCAGAGAUCGUUCCUAAGAACGAUACGCUGUCUAGAACAUGGGAGACUGACGCUGCUUACAACAAAUUCCCACAGGGUUCUAAGAAUGUCUCUGUUUCUCCGAGCGCCAUUAAAUACCCGGGAAAGGAAGUGACUCCAUUGAUUGCUCCCAAUUGGGUUUAUGCAACUGCGCAGGAUAUGCAAGAUUCCAAAACAAUGCAACAGAACUUCAAUUUGACUUGGAGUUUUGAUGUGGGCCAGAGUUACUCUUAUUUGAUCAGACUCCAUUUCUGUGACAUUGUGAGCAAAGUUCUCAAUAGUCUGUACUUCGAUGUAUACGUCAAUGGGAUGAUGGGUAUCGCAGAUCUUGAUCUCUCUCAGAUAAACGGUGCUCUUUCCACUCCCUACUAUAAAGAUCUCGUCGUCAAUGCCUCCGACAUCGAAAACAACACCAUCGUGAUUCAGGUUGGGCCGUCUAAUAUGGAUUCAGGCAUUCAAGACGCGAUCCUCAAUGGGGUGGAGAUCAUGAAGCUAAGCAACGAUGCUGGGAGCUUGGAUGGGUUGUUUUCAGUGGAUGGGACAUACAUGGGAGCCUCAAAAUUCAUGGCAAUGAAGAUUGUUGCCAUUGUGGGUCUUGGCGUUGGAGUGGCAGCGGCUCUGUUUCUUGCAGUGGUGAUCUUCAGAUGGCAGAGAAGGCCCCAAGGAUGGGAGAAGAGGAACAGCUUCUCAUCAUGGCUGCUCCCAUUACAAUCAACCAAMAAUUCAAGCUUCUUCUCAAGCAAAAGCAGCUCCAGAAGAUCAAGCGUUUUCGGGUCUCGAAGGAGCAAGGCUGGUUUCUCAGGCAUCUACACCAACGUGGGCCUUGGCCGUUUCUUCUCCCUCAACGAGUUACAAGUUGCCACUGGGAAUUUCGUUGAGAAAGCAGUGAUCGGCGUUGGUGGGUUUGGAAAAGUGUACGUUGGAGCAUUGGAAGAUGGAACGAAAGUGGCUAUUAAACGUGGGAACCCAAGUUCAGACCAAGGAAUUAACGAGUUCAGAACAGAGAUCGAAAUGCUCUCAAAGCUCCGCCAUCGCCAUCUGGUUUCUCUAAUUGGGUACUGCGACGAGCAAUCGGAGAUGAUUCUGGUUUACGAGUACAUGGCCAAUGGCCCAUUUCGCGACCACUUGUACGGCUCGAAUCUGCCUCCAUUGUCGUGGAAACAGAGGCUCGAAAUCUGCAUAGGCGCAGCCCGUGGGCUGCACUAUCUCCACACUGGUGCGGCUCAGGGCAUAAUCCACCGUGAUGUCAAGACCACCAACAUUCUUCUUGACGACAAUUUUGUGGCCAAAGUUGCUGAUUUUGGGCUUUCAAAGGCUGCACCAUCGUUGGAACAGACCCACGUCAGCACAGCAGUGAAAGGAAGCUUUGGCUACCUCGAUCCGGAGUACUUUAGAAGGCAACAGUUGACUGACAAAUCUGAUGUUUACUCCUUUGGGGUUGUUCUUUUCGAGGUUCUAUGCGCGAGACAAGUCAUAAAUCCAAAGUUGCCGAGGGAGCAGGUGAGUUUGGCGGAGUGGGCAAUGCAGAAUUAUAGAAAAGGAACACUAGAGAAGAUAGUUGAUCCCCAAAUCAGCAGCUCAAUAAUAGAGGGUUCACUGAAGAUAUUUGUGGAAGCAGCAGAGAAAUGCUUAGCUGAAUAUGGGGUGGAUAGGCCGAGCAUGGGAGAUGUGCUAUGGAACUUAGAAUACGCUCUGCAACUACAAGAGGCGGUGUCAGAGAUUGACAAUGACCCUGAGGAAGACAAGUGCGAAGGCCUCGGGGCUUUGGACAAACCAAAUCAAAGCCAACCAAAAGAAGAUCAAGAAGCAACUCCUUCUGUCACUGAUGAUAAUUCUGAAGUCUCAGUUAGUGCUCCUCUGUUUCCCGAGCUUCAAAAUUUUCAGGGAAGAUGAUGAUGAAUUUUUCCUUUUUUUUUUCUUGGGGUUUAUGAGUUUUAACGAACACCCUCUUCACUGAUACAUUUUCAGAUUGAAAGUUUGGUCAGAAUUAGGGUCUUGACUACCUAAAUGCUGUUGAUUGCAAAUGAAGAAUUUGAAGUUCAUAUA
Momordica charantia (bitter melon) is the source of this 2926-nucleotide messenger RNA. RefSeq names its product Protein kinase superfamily protein. The record is from RefSeq and is a predicted model, not a curated record. Gene Ontology annotation, molecular function: transmembrane receptor protein tyrosine kinase activity; ATP binding. Gene Ontology annotation, cellular component: plasma membrane; plasmodesma. NCBI's taxonomy places the organism in Eukaryota, Viridiplantae, Streptophyta, Magnoliopsida, Cucurbitales, Cucurbitaceae. Gene Ontology annotation, biological process: protein autophosphorylation.